AGACGAGCGAUGUCGUCGCACCAAAACCCUGUCCGUCCGACCUCAACCUCUCUGUACUUUGCUCGCGUCGCUUCUUGUUGUCGUCGCCGUCUUAGUCUCUCUCCGGUCGCCAAAACCCUCCCCCCCCCUCUCUCUCUCUCUCUCUCUAUCUCGCGCGCUAGGCAAUGUCUCUCUCCUCCAUUUCUGUGAGGUCCGCCGCAUUUAGCCGGAUCUCGUCCGAGCUCCUCGACGAUCGCGUGAGCCCUCGCAAUCCUUUGUCUCGCGGGUUCUGCGGCGGCGCGAAUCUCCUCGAGCUUCCGGUUCGACGGGAGAGCGAGCUCGGCGGGGAAGCGAUUGGUGUCGCGGGCGAGGAGGUCGUCGGAAUUGAGGUGCUGUAAAGAUAGGGACAUGGACGUGAGCGCUUCCGCCGUCGUGGACGGCGUCGCUGAGUGCUCGCACGAGAUUGAAGUUAAGGAGCCUGGCGUGUCGACGCUGUUGAUGAAUUUCGAGAACAAGUUCGAUCCUUACGGUGCUAUCAGCACGCCGAUAUACCAAACAGCUACGUUUAAGCAACCUUCGGCCACAGAAAAUGGUCCCUAUGAUUACACCAGGAGUGGAAAUCCCACUCGGGAUGCUCUAGAGAGCCUCCUCGCGAAGCUGGACAAAGCCGAUCGAGCAUUUUGCUUCACUAGCGGAAUGGCUGCUUUGGCUGCCGUCACUCAUCUUGUUUCAAAUGGUGAGGAAAUUGUUGCUGGAGAUGACCUUUAUGGUGGUACCGAUCGUCUGUUGUCUCAAGUAACUCCAAAAUAUGGAGUUGUGGUGAAGCGGGUAAAUACAAGUGACCUACAUGAGGUUGAGUCUGCUGUUGGUCCCUCUACCAAGCUUGUCUGGUUAGAAAGUCCCACCAAUCCACGGCAACAAAUUUCCGAUAUACGAAAAAUAGCGGAGAUAGCUCAUGCACGCGGUGCCCUUGUAUUGGUGGAUAAUAGUAUCAUGUCACCUGUAUUAUCACAACCACUGGAACUGGGAGCAGAUAUUGUCAUGCAUUCUGCCACUAAAUUCAUAUCUGGGCAUAGUGAUGUCAUGGCGGGUGUGCUUGCGGUGAAAGGGGAAAGCUUGGCAAAACAGUUAUAUUUCCUCCAAAAUGCCGAAGGUUCUGGUCUAGCUCCAUUUGACUGUUGGAUCUGCUUGCGAGGUAUUAAGACCAUGGCUUUACGGAUUGAGAAGCAACAGGAGAAUGCACAGAAAAUAGCCGAGUUUCUAUCGUCCCAUCCCCGAGUGAAGAAAGUCUAUUAUGCAGGUCUCCCUGAUCAUCCAGGGCGUGCUUUACACUACGCUCAGGCUAAGGGUGCUGGAGCUGUGCUUAGCUUUGUAACGGGGUCCGUGGCGCUGUCAAAGCAUAUUGUUGAGACCACCAAGUACUUCAGUAUAACUGUUAGUUUUGGGAGUGUGAAGUCCCUCAUCAGCAUGCCAUGCUUUAUGUCCCACGCCAGCAUACCAGCCGCGGUCCGCGAAGCUCGGGGCCUGACAGAGGAUAUCGUUCGAAUAUCCGUGGGAAUCGAGGAUGUGACUGAUCUGAUAUCUGAUUUGGACACUGCUCUUAGGACUGGACCGUCUUAGUUGCUUGCCCCAAAUUGGGAGACCUCGUAGGUGCUUUGCCCUGUCCUAGCUUCUAUCCCUAGUGUAACAACUCUGGAAAUGAUGUCAAAGUUAUGGUUCUCUGCUUCCCAGUGAUUCUUGGUUUUGCCAUUUGCUCUCUACCACAAAGAAAACUAGUUUAGCCGUGAGUACGAGAGAGGGAACAGGAUUUGUCGUAUCUAAUCUAUGGCUUCUGUUCUCAGUAUAUUUUCUUCCCAUUUACAAAGAUAGCGUUUGCCUGUUGGUGGUUUUUAACCAUUCUUUAGUGGAGCAAUGGAAGGUUUCAAGACAAUUCUUUUUAACAA
Messenger RNA from Syzygium oleosum, 1922 nucleotides. Its product is annotated as cystathionine beta-lyase, chloroplastic. The transcript has 13 exons. Gene Ontology annotation, molecular function: pyridoxal phosphate binding. The record is from RefSeq and is a predicted model, not a curated record. Gene Ontology annotation, biological process: 'de novo' L-methionine biosynthetic process; transsulfuration. Lineage: Eukaryota; Viridiplantae; Streptophyta; Magnoliopsida; Myrtales; Myrtaceae. Gene Ontology annotation, cellular component: cytoplasm. Bases 388 to 1599 code for a protein of 403 amino acids.